Molecule: messenger RNA, 1562 nt
Organism: Brassica rapa (field mustard)
Lineage: Eukaryota; Viridiplantae; Streptophyta; Magnoliopsida; Brassicales; Brassicaceae
Product: interactor of constitutive active ROPs 5
Source: RefSeq, a predicted model, not a curated record
UCAAACUCUUUUUAUUUGUUUUUGUACACUUGCUUAAGCUUUCUAUUUCCUUUGAGUCUGAUGUAUAAAUCCUUAUGAUAAUCUUUUCUACUUCCAGUUUCCUCUUUUGCUUCUUUUUCACACAUUCACUUUGUCUUCAUGUAGUUUUGUCAGAUUAGAAGCAAUCAUUACACAGUUGAUUACACACAGCACAAAGAGGGUUUUAAACUCUUGAUACCAAAAAUGCAAACUCCAAAAUUAAGGCCUGGUUCUUUGGAGCUGCCACAUAAGAAAUCCUCUUUACCAGCUCCCAAACUUGCUAGGAGAGUUAAGCCAAGCGGGUUAGAAUCUGAUCCAAAAACCAAGACAUCACCAAAAACUCAAACCCCCAAAGUAGCUACUGCUGAUCGCCGCUCUCCAAGAAUCCCUCUUAAUGAGAUUCAGAAGAAGAGGACAGGGAGGGUACCAGAGCUUGAAUCACAGGUAUCUCAGCUUCAAGAAGAGCUCAAGAAGGCAAAGGAAGAGCUAAACAGAUCAGAAGCAUUAAGGAGAGAAGCUAAACAAGAAGCUGAAGAAGCCAAGCAGCAGCUAAGGGAGAUCAACACCUCAGAAGAUUCAAGAAUCGAGGAGCUGCGUAAACUCUCACAGGAGCGAGACAAGACAUGGCAAUCUGAGGUUGAUGCUAUGAAGAGACAACACGGAUUGGACUCAGCUGCUCUGUCUUCCGCCAUCACCGAGGUUCAGAAGCUGAAGUCCAAGCUCUUUGAGACUGAGUCCGAGCUAGAGAACUCUAGGUUUGAGGUAAGGUCUUUAGAGAAACUUGUUAGAGACUCAUCAUCAUCAUCAGGUGAAGUGGAAACUCUGAAAGAAGGAAUGGAACUUGCGAGGCAAGAGAUAAGCCAGUUGAAAUCUGCCGUUGAAGUAGCGGAGAGGAGGUACCAAGAUGAGUAUAUACAGAGCACGCUGCAGAUAAGAAGCGCUUACGAGCAAGCAGAGGCGGUUAAGACAAAGUAUUCACAGAGAGAGGCAGAGUUAGCUGAGGAGCUGAAGAGAACUAAAGCUGAAGUUGAGGUUUUGCGCAAAGGAUAUGAAGCUGCUGAAGAUUUCAAGAAGCUUGAGUCAGAUUUAGUGGAAGUGAGAGGGGGUUUGAUGGAUAAGGAGAUGGAGUUGCAGAGGCUGAGAAGUGAAAUGGAGAAGAGAGUUGAGAGCGCAAACACUGAAGCCAUGGAAGCUGAGCUAAGGAGAGUGAAGGUUCAGUGUGAGCAGUGGAGGAAAGCGGCUGAGACGGCAGCUUCUAUACUGAACAAUGAAGAAGAGAGGAUUGAUUCUACUGAGAAUGGUAAAAUGUUGAAGAAGUUUGGUGUGUUACUCAAGAAAAACCACAAGUAAUAAUUUGAUUCUUUUUGGAUUCUAUUUUAAGAUAUUGAAAAAUUGGCAUUGCUGUUGCCUGUAAAUUUGUAAAAUUCGAUUUGAUUUCUAUAAGUUUAUUUUCUCUUCUUCUUGUAAGUGUUGCCACAUUUGGUGUUGAAAACUGUAUUUGUUAAGUGAUAUUUUGCAUUCAAGAAUCAAGAACUCAGAUUAUU